This is a messenger RNA of Chanos chanos (milkfish), 1140 nucleotides long. RefSeq names its product immunity-related GTPase family, q2 (gene irgq2). Bases 1 to 1140 code for a protein of 379 amino acids. Gene Ontology annotation, cellular component: membrane. The record is from RefSeq and is a predicted model, not a curated record. NCBI's taxonomy places the organism in Eukaryota, Metazoa, Chordata, Actinopteri, Gonorynchiformes, Chanidae. Gene Ontology annotation, molecular function: GTP binding. The transcript has a single exon.
AUGGCUGAUGUGUUGAGGAGCCUUAACUUGUUGGAGACACUAAAGGAGUACGUUGAGAAGAAUAAGAUCUCAGAUGUAAGGGACGCUGUGGAGGAUCUACUUGUUAGUCACAUCAAUAUAGCAGUGGCAGGGGACAGGGGACCUGAAAAAGCUGCUUUUAUCAACUCGCUUCGAGGCCUCAGCUUUGAGGAUGAAGGGGCAGCCCCUCGCUCUUCUUCCUCUAAUCCAGAAGAACUUGCACUGUACCAACACACCAAGUACCCCAACUUCAGACUAUGGGACUUGCCGGGAUUCUCGAAGGAUUCCAAGAUCGAUCCAUUAGAUUACAUGGAGCAUUUCAAGCUCUUGCGGUACAACGCGGUCAUCUUCACCUUCACCGCGAGCCCUCAUCCCAACAGUGUGAUUCUAUGGAAAAAAGCUCGCAUGGUGCAGAAGGAAACAGUGUACUUUGCCUUGCUGGCAACAGAAAAGGACACAGAGAAAACAAUGGUGGCCAAGAAAAAAAAGAGUGUGGAGGAGCUCAAGGCAGAAGGAGUAGCUAAUCCCACCGUCUACCGAGUGCAGCCUAUAGCUCUUGAGAUGGAAGACUUCCCAAAGCUCUUGGAGGCGAUGACGGGUGGUCUGCAUGAGAUAAGAUCCCAUGCACUACUGCUGGCUCUACCCGCCUUCUCUACCGCCAUUGUGACCCAGAAGAGGGACACAUUUAAAGCACUGGUGUGGGCUGCAGCCUCACUCUCUGGUGGCAUCUCAACCAUCCCUGUGCCCCUGGUGGCCUCCGUUGUGGAUAGUGGCUUGGCUGUACGGAUUCUUUCCAAAGCUCAGACCUCACUCUGCCUGGACGAUGAGUCGAUAGAGCGAUUGGCAGGCCAACGAGGCAAGAACACGGCACAGCUCAAGGGCCUGCGAACUUGUGUCCUCUCAAUUGAAGUCACCAAGAGUGAAGUGAAGAGACGGCUCGCUGCAGCGGAGAAGAGCACCAGCUCAACCACCAAUCGGUUGGUGGAGCUGGCAAUGCCACGCAAUGCCAGGGCUGCAAGCCGCUCCUUUACUGUCAUGCUCCAGGCCCUCAAUGGGGCAAUAGAUGAGAUGGGUGUUGAUGCAGAGAAGAUAGUGGAGAUGGCGACAGGGAAGGGACAGUGA